AAAGUAUUGAUAAUAACACUAUUCGUUCAGAACAUUCGGAAUCAUCUUACUUGGAGUUACCAGAGAGAGAGGCUCUUCGUGCUAGCGACGAGGAAGGAACUUCUACCGAAAAUUUAAAUGCAUAGUGCAUCAGCCUGUGGCCUCUGCUGAUGCACUAGAACUUGGCCAGUCUUCACCAUUUAUAUCUCUGUUGCAGUCAGUACAAAAUCGCCGGAGAAACAUGACACGCAGCUGCGGCAUGCGUUACAGUAACGUCGAAAGGGAAAUUUUUUUUAUAUGAAUUCAUGCAACAAGGCCCGGAGGGUUACAAUUUCUUAUAUGCGAAUACACCAUGCCCAAGCAUUAGAACAUUGCAACGUGACUUACAGAAAAGAUCAAAAUCUAUCGAAGAAGGCAUUGUUAGAGUUGAGGAGCUUAAGGCAUAUAUAAUAAGAAAUAAUCUACCAAUGAUUGUAAUAAUGAGUGAAGAUGCAACGAAGAUCAACGGAGCUCUCGAAUAUGAUUCUACUAGAAAUAAAGUUUGCGGAUUGGUAGCUCCUUUAGACAACAACGGAAUGCCACAAUGUGAUUUAUUUGAAAUUACUAACCCUCGAAAACUCAUUGCUGAUGUUCAUCAAUAUCCCAUAGGACGUAAUGUUGUGGUUACUAUGACUCAGCCGUUAAAACAAAAAACUGCACCUUUCUGUUUGCAAUAUUUUUGUACAGAUAACAAAUUCACUAGUAGUCAAGUACGAACCAGAUGGAAUUCGAUAAAAACUAAACUGCUUAAUGCUGGUAUAGGGGUUAUAGCCACAUCAACUGACGGCGAUCCACGGUAUGUAACCGCAAUGAUGGAAGAUAUGCGUAUGCCAACAAUCACUGACAAUCCUUACGGGGAAUACUUUAUUGCGUCAUGUUCAGCUGAAAAUAUAUGCGUGCAGGAUCCUACUCAUACUAUUAAUAAAUUUAGAACUCGGUUAAUGCGACGUGACAAACAACUUAUCAUUGGUAAACAUCAAAUAACACGUACACACCUGGAAGAUCUCAUUCGUAACGUAUCAAAAGAUAAACAUGGUCUGAUAUUGGGUGAUUUAAACGAAGACGAUAAAAUGAAAUUCCAACCCGUUCUGAAAAUUAUUAAACCAGAGGUACUGCUCUGCAUGGAACAGUCAGUAACAUCAAGCCAAGCAACUGUUUUGUAUUUAUCAUUGAUGAAAUUCAUUCUAUCGGCGUUUAUGGAUCCAUGUAUAUCACCAACAGAGGCUGUUUUCAAUUGCUGGUAUACGCUGUUUGUAAUAAGAGCUUGGAGAAAAUGGUGCAUGAAUAAAUUUAAAACAGUUAAACAUUGUAUUACAAGCAAUACAUAUUGGUGUUUGGAACUAAAUGCUCACAGCCUUGUAAAAUAUAUCAACAUUUGUCGAGAUGAAAACAUACCAUAUAUACCUACACUUUUGCACAGUCAGACAUGCGAAAGUUUUUUUCGUGCAGCACGAUCGUUUACAACAACUGAAUCGACAGUGGUUAAUUUCACUAUGAAAAGUUUUCAAUCCAGACUGAAUCGCAUACAAGCAAAACAAGAUAUUAUGUAUAGCAGGACUGAAGAAUUUUCCUUCCCGAGAAUACAACAAAAUACAAAUACUGUAAACUUCGACAUGCCAUCAACUCAAGAAAUUGUAUGUACUUUAACGAAAGCAAGAGCAUAUGCAUUUGAUACUCUUAUCAGUCUUGGAAUUGAUAAAUUGGAUAUCGAAUUUACAGAUUCUCUUUCACUGCGACAUUCGCGAACAAAACCAACUGAUUUUGAAUUCAUUUCUCUACAAUGCUCCGGAAAUAGUGCAAUUGAACGAAACUUUGAAGCGUUAGAUAUAAACGAUGUGGAAGAACUAAUCCCUAAUUCUGGAGGAGAGUUGAAUUUGAAGAAUUCGAAAUGCUCAACAAGACAUACAUUCGCUAUUAGAAACAAGAAAGGUACUGUGAUUCAUGUCAAGAAAAGUACGUUCCUAUGGAUUUUAUCUAAUGGCACUCAAAGAUGCUCGAGUGAUCGCUCUUAUCGAUUUCGAGAAACAUCGGCAGUCAAUGAAGCAGUUGUGCGUGAGGUUAAUAAAGUAUUUACUUCAAUCCGCUGCGGAGAAUGGAUAGCGAUGAAAGCAAACGAAGAAGUGUUCAUAGUAAAAAUAUAUGGUUUCAAAUAUUUGAGUGGAGACCGAACGUCGUAUACUUUAACUGAAGCUCCAAUACAUGUACCUACAGGUACCACCGCAAAAGGUGUUGGGGUAAUUGGAAAUUACUUUACAAUUGUUUGUUGUAAAAAGGAUAUUGUAUUAGAAUUAGAUGAAGAAUCCAACGAACGUACUCUAGACACAAAAUACUAUAUCUCUCAUUUGGAAAAGCCAGAAACUCACACUUAUGGCAUAUUUUAUAAAUUAAACACAUCGAAAUACAUUCGUGCACUUUUAUUGGCUUCUGCUAAUACAAUAAAUAAAAAUAUGAUUUGA
Molecule: messenger RNA, 2474 nt
Organism: Malaya genurostris
Lineage: Eukaryota; Metazoa; Arthropoda; Insecta; Diptera; Culicidae
Exons: 3
Coding region: 285-2474 (729 amino acids)
Source: RefSeq, a predicted model, not a curated record